Messenger RNA from Colletotrichum fioriniae, 702 nucleotides. Lineage: Eukaryota; Fungi; Ascomycota; Sordariomycetes; Glomerellales; Glomerellaceae. The record is from RefSeq and is a predicted model, not a curated record.
AUGCGUGACUUUGUCAUCUUCCUCACCGUCUCUAUGGUGCUCUUAUUGGCCGGCGCCGGUCUUGUAGCUGGCGUCCACGACAACUACGUUGCCAGUCAUGCUGAUACGACUUCUACUACUCAAUCAAUUGCCACACCCCAUACCGACCCCAUAAUUCUCACUGGAACCGUCUCCAGGGCCACUGAUUUGAGAUCCUCGAUACCCCAGGGCACCCUCAUCGUCUCCACCAUCAAGGCCAACUUCAGAGCAGACACCAUCUCCGCGAUUUCGGCGACCCCAACUACCACCAUUGUUUGCAACCACAAAUGGUGUCAGGAUAGCACCUCUCUUUGUGCCUAUUGGGCUGGUAUCACUGGCUGGGAUCCUACUGAAGGCCCGAUUCCUGGUGAGACUGUCACCUCCAUCGGCAAGUGCAGCAUCGUUCCUACCCAGGCUGAAAACCAAAAGCGCGAUGCUAUCAACGAAAUUCUCAUCACCUCGGCGCCUACUCCCUCGGUCGACUGCAAGUACAAGUACUGCGACAGCAACACGCAGUAUUGCAUGUACUGGGCUGGAGUCACUGGCUACGACCCUUCUCUCGGUCCCAUUCCCGGCAUGACACGUACCUCUCUCGGUGCUUGCCAGACGCCUCCUACAGCUGUUGCCAACGAUACUGACUUCCCGACAACUAUGGUGACGAAGACGUGCAAGAGUUAUAACUGA